Molecule: messenger RNA, 2907 nt
Organism: Tetranychus urticae (two-spotted spider mite)
Lineage: Eukaryota; Metazoa; Arthropoda; Arachnida; Trombidiformes; Tetranychidae
Product: ABC transporter G family member 23
Cellular component (GO): membrane
Molecular function (GO): ATP hydrolysis activity; ATP binding; ABC-type transporter activity
Source: RefSeq, a predicted model, not a curated record
AAUAUUAAUGAUAACUCUGUUUCUCAUCGACUCUGAAUGAUUGUUAUGACGAUGAAGGAGCUUGUUGAAUAGCUUAUUUCUUGGCCGCUUCAGGGGAAUUUAUUUUCCUCUCUUACUUUCACAUCUCAUGUUAACUCGAAGAAAUCAUUGAGGAAGAGAGCGAAUUAAUGAUUACUUAUAACCAUCAGGAUACACCAUUGACUUUAAAACUUGAAUAUGUUCAGUGUUUGUCUUAAAGAGUUUCUUUUUUUACUGGAAAAGUGUAUUAAAAAUUAACAAAGUUAUUCCUUCAACAUGAAUUUAUUUUAUUGAGUUUAACUUCACCAAUUGUAUAAUAUCAUGUCACUAGAGAUUAAUAAUAACAAUGAUCAAGAUGAUAACAACAACCAAUCCAAUGGAAGGAUUGAAAUCAAUAGGAUUGAAAAAGAGUUCAAUUAUGACCCCAAUAACAAUAACAACGAACCAAAAAUACAAGAUGACCAUCAUAAUUUAAAUCAUAAAACAAUACAUUCAGACUCUCUUUAUUAUCCCGAUCCUAUUCGCUCUUGGCUCAACGAAGAUGCCAAUCUUGCUGUGCGAGUUCGAAACGUCUGCCUGACUUAUGGCUCCGGCCAAAAAACAACUUGUGUCCUCAACAAUCUUUCAAUAUCAGUUCCAGUUGGUUCAAUUUACGGUCUCCUCGGUCCAAGUGGUUGCGGUAAAACAUCACUUCUAGGAGUAAUUUCAGGUUUAUUUAGACCUGAAUCAGGAUUGGUUAGAGUCUAUGGUUCACCUCCUGGUACACAGGGAUCUGGUGUACCCGAUUCAGGUUUAGGUUACAUGCCACAAGAUACUUCUUUACACACUGAUCUAACGAUCUAUGAAAAUCUCUGGUAUUUUGGUCGUCUGUUUUUUCUUCCACCUGCAGUUCUCAACAAACGUAUUGACUUUCUAGUUACAUUGCUUGAGAUGCCUGAGCCAAAUCGAUUAGUAUCAACUUUAUCUGGUGGACAACAGCGCCGAGUUUCACUCGCCUGUGCAAUAAUUCAUAAGCCUAGGUUGGCAAUUCUGGAUGAACCAACUUGUGGUGUAGAUCCAGUUCUUUGUCACAAAAUCUGGCAAUUGUUGAACAAAUUUUCCAAAGAAGACAAAAUGACAAUAAUAAUUACAACACAUUAUAUUGAAGAGUGUCGUAAAGCGUCCAUGGUUGGCUUUAUGAGAGCAGGUGAAGUGCUAGAGGAAGAUACACCAUCAAAUUUAACUGCUCGCUACCAAACUCCAAAAUUAGAGGAAAUUUUUUACAAAAUUUGUUUCUCACAGAAACGCCGUAAUACAAUAUUAUCACGACGAAUGUCAACUCAAAGUCCAACUUUGGCUCCUGAUGAUAAACAGCGAGAUUAUGUGUCUCCAUAUAAAAGUUAUCGGUCAACUUAUCCAAUACAUUCAUUUUUCUCGUCUAUUUACACAUUAACCUGGCGUUACAUGUUACAAAGUCUUCGAUCUCCUGUUUAUUUGUUGUUAUUGUUCAUCUUCCCUGUUUCUUCUCUGGUUAUUAUGGACAUUUGUGUGGGUCGCUCGCCCUUUGACGUUCCUGUAGGUUGGGUAGUUGCUGAUACACCCGAUUAUUUAGGUUCCCAUGUUAAAGAGGAAAACUUUUCGGAAGCCUUUUUCACGCAUCAAGUUCCAUAUUAUCCAGAUGUAUUAUACAAUGCAAUUGAUCAUCAUGUGCUUGAUAUAAUUAAAUAUCCUAAUUUAGAUGAUGCCUUAGCUGAUGUGAGAAAUGGGAAGUUGACUUCAGUUCUCCACAUGAAACAACACUUUUCCACAGCAUUUCAUGAACGCGCAGAUAUGUUUUCUGGGAAAGAUGUUGAUAAUGCAACAAUUUCAAGAGGAACCAUUUGGCUUUAUGCUGAUUUUGUAGAUAAAUUCAUGGUUACAACAGUAUCAGCUUCAGUUGAAUUUGCCUUGUUAAAGGUUUUCAAUGUAACGGCUCCAGCUUACAACCUUACUUAUCACCAACGGGCAUUACCUGUUCAAUUAGGUGAAAUUGAUGAGGGUGGAUUAGCCAAUAUUUAUGAAAUAAACUUGUCCUCAUUUUUAGUUCCAGGAUUAAUUAUAGCUUCGACAUUCGCCUGUUCCUUUGCUAUAUCCAGUUUAGCUUUAAUCGCAGAAGUAGAAGAUAAAAUUUUCGUCCGCAACUUUUCAGCUGGACUAACAUCGAGUCAAAUUAUUUUCUCACAGUUAAUUUCUCGUUUCAUAUUCUUCUCCAUAAAUGGAGUCGUUUUCCUCGCUGUUAGUGUCUAUCUGUUGGGUAUUCCGUGUCGAUCUACUCCAAUUAUACCAAUCUUGAUUAUUUGGGUCCAAGUUAUAGCUGGUUGUUCAGCUGGAGUCUUUUUUGGCGCAGCGUUUCCAAAAUUUGAAUCUGCUCUUUAUGUUUCUCUAUUCACUUUUGGUUUGGUUACAGCCUUUUCAGGGCUCUUUUGGCCUCCAGAAGCUAUUCCAUAUUACAUGAAAACAUUUUCAUUUCUGUCACCUUUCACCGAAUCAGUUGUUGCACUGCGAAAAGUCAUGGCACAGUUUGGUAUUUCUUUUAGCAAAGUUGUUCUACCAGGAAUGAUAACGAGUAUUUGUUGGAUCACUUUUUUCGAUGUUGGUGCUAUUUAUAUUCUUAAAAGGCGAAAAUUUUCCACUUGAAUUAUCACUUUGGUCAUUGAUUUUCAUUCUGGGUUGAUGUUUGAUCCUGAUUACUAUCAUUGUAUGACAUCUCAUUAAUAUCAUCGGAAUUAUCUUUGUUUAAGUUUGAAUCAUUUUGGUGCGAUUCUUGAUGAUCUGUAAAGUAGAAUAAAUAAAUGAGUAAAUACAAUGACCUUACACUGUGAAUAUGUUUGAUCAUUUUUAUAAAAAUUAAAGAUUUCAUUUCAGUUUUAA